Messenger RNA from Myxocyprinus asiaticus (Chinese sucker), 4495 nucleotides. RefSeq names its product potassium voltage-gated channel, shaker-related subfamily, member 1a (gene kcna1a). Lineage: Eukaryota; Metazoa; Chordata; Actinopteri; Cypriniformes; Catostomidae. The transcript is spliced from 3 exons. Gene Ontology annotation, cellular component: voltage-gated potassium channel complex; synapse; dendrite. Gene Ontology annotation, molecular function: protein binding; delayed rectifier potassium channel activity. Gene Ontology annotation, biological process: potassium ion transmembrane transport; protein homooligomerization. The coding region runs from base 524 to 2002 and encodes 492 amino acids. The record is from RefSeq and is a predicted model, not a curated record.
CUUUCUCUUCUAAACACCCAUGUCAGGGUGUCCAGAUGAAACAGAGCGCUCGUCAUAUUGUCUACUCGUAAGAGGGAAAUUUUGCUGAUGCAGUAAUGUCUGGAAAUGCAUCGUUUGAGAAUGUCGUGAAUAAUUUCCGCUAUGGAUGUGAGAUUUAUGACGCGCGAGGACCUCAGACGAACAGUUCGAAAGUGAGAAUAUGUGAAGAACCUUUAACAAGAGCAAUUUAUGCAAGAAAAGGGAAACGGGUGCAUUUCAGAGAGGAGACUGUCGGCAGAAGACGAAUUCUAUCAGUAGCGAGAGGCAGCCGUAUGCAGCGGAAAGGAGCGAUGGUCGAGUCAGUGACAACCGCAGUGGGGCCACACUGAAGAAAGAUCAAGUUAUCCCCUGUCCGGGGAUCAAGAUAGAACUGAAGGUCUGGAAUUGGAGAAACGGAGAAAGUCUUUGGAGGGGGAGCAAUUGGAUGUCUGCACAAUAUCAUUAAUUCCACAACUCCUGCAGAGCUCCAACUUUGACCUGCAGGAUGACAGUCAUGGCUGGGGAUAACAUGGAUGAGACCUCUGCUGUGCCAGGGCAUCCACAGGAUACGUACCCCCCUGACCACGACGAUCACGAAUGCUGCGAAAGGGUGGUCAUCAAUAUAGCGGGACUGCGCUUUGAGACCCAGCUCAAAACCCUCGCCCAGUUUCCAGAGACACUGUUAGGCAACCCAAAGAAAAGGAUGCGCUAUUUCGAUCCCUUGAGAAAUGAGUACUUCUUUGACAGAAAUCGGCCAAGUUUUGACGCCAUCCUCUACUAUUAUCAGUCCGGGGGAAGACUGAGGAGGCCGGCAAAUGUCCCAUUGGAUAUGUUCUCUGAAGAAAUUAAGUUCUAUGAUCUUGGGGUAGAGGCGAUGGAGAAAUUCCGCGAAGAUGAGGGCUUCAUCCGCGAGGAAGAGCGGCCCUUACCAGAGCGCGAGUUUCAACGGCAAAUGUGGCUUCUAUUCGAGCAUCCCGAGAGCUCAGGGCCAGCUAGAGGAAUUGCUAUUGUGUCUGUUAUGGUCAUUUUAAUUUCCAUCGUCAUUUUCUGUUUGGAGACUUUACCUGAACUGAAAGGGGACCCUAUGGGACGGAUACAGACUAUUGGCAACACCACCUUCUACUUCAAACCAAACAUCUUGACCGACCCCUUCUUCAUUGUCGAGACCCUCUGUAUAAUCUGGUUCUCCUUUGAAUUGAUUGUGCGGUUCUUUGCGUGCCCGAGCAAAGCGGCCUUCUUUAAGAACAUGAUGAACACCAUUGAUAUUGUGGCCAUUAUCCCCUAUUUCAUCACACUGGGCACAGAGUUAGCUGAUGAAGCAGAUGGAAAGGAGGGCAAGGGGGAGCAGGCAACAUCACUGGCCAUCCUCAGGGUGAUUCGUCUGGUCAGGGUGUUUAGGAUCUUUAAGCUGUCCAGGCACUCCAAAGGCCUUCAGAUUUUGGGGCAGACCCUCAAAGCCAGUAUGCGUGAGCUUGGAUUGCUUAUUUUCUUCCUGUUCAUCGGAGUCAUAUUGUUCUCGAGUGCCGUGUAUUUUGCAGAAGCCGAGGAAGGAGAGUCCCAUUUCAGUAGCAUCCCAGAUGCAUUCUGGUGGGCUGUUGUGUCAAUGACUACCGUAGGCUAUGGGGACAUGGUACCGGUGACUAUAGGGGGCAAGAUUGUUGGUUCCUUGUGUGCUAUCGCCGGUGUGCUGACGAUUGCCCUACCUGUGCCUGUCAUUGUAUCCAACUUCAACUAUUUCUACCACAGAGAAACCGAGGGAGAGGAGCAAGCCCAACUCCUUAACGUGAGCAACCCUAACAUCUCCUCUGAUUCCAACUCCAGUCGUCGCAGCUCCUCGACUGUCAGUAAGUCUGAGUACAUGGAGAUAGAUGGAGACAUAAACAACAGCAUCGACAACUUCAGAGAGGCCAACCUCAGAACUGGCAACUGCACUAUCACUAAUCAGAACUGUGUUAACAAAAGUAAGCUGCUAACAGAUGUCUAGAGCUAAGUCAUGUACUGACUGUCACAUAUGAAUGCUUACUUUACCUCCUCUUGUGAGCCCUUGCAAUGCGAAUAUCUCUACAAUGCCAAUGAAAGAAAAACAAUAGACCAAAACGUAUAAUAUAAUGGCAGAAAAUAAGGCAUAUCAUUUAGUAUAUAGUUAGCAUAACACAUUUUUAAAAAGGAUGAUUCACAUUUACCAUAAAAAAUGUACAACAACCACAGGCGCUCACCUAGCUAAUUGUCCGCAGGCAUUGAAGGACUUUGAUGUGAUUGUUAAAACAUCACGCAUGGACUGCAGAUUACAUUUCCGCAAGCUGCACACUGCUUCCAGGAACGUGCAAAAAGAUCUGCAGGGUGGACACGUUGUCGAUAGGUGGUUUUCUUCACAGUUUGAGAUCAACUGACCAGCAAAGCACCUUAUAUGAACAAGACUUAUCUUCUGCUGGGAUGCUAUGGAGGCCAAUGUCAUCACCUCAUGGACAUCCGCGUUGCUGCUAUUUUCCAGCAGAUGCUGUAAUUUAGAUAUCACCAAGUGAUUAAAUGCCAUGCCCUUUAUAUAUAAGACAGCACAAUGCAGAAAGAGGAGCCUCAUAGUUAGCAUGUUUAGAUUAUCCUCAUUUUGAUAUUGGCAUGCGUUGGACAUUACCUCAUAACGAUAGGAUAUCGGUUCCUAUUUUUCUUUUCUUUUUUUUCCAUGAGCUCCCCUCUCCAUUUAUCUCCUCUCAUUUGUCACCAUGAAAAGUGCACUAGUGUGUCAUGAUUUGAGAUGCUUAUAAUUUAGGUGUAUUUAAAGACUGAAUGUUUAACCUUAUGGGAAACAAAAUCUUAAAGAUAUCAUAGCAUGUCAAAAAAGCAUUAUGGCCUAAUCAACUAAGGUACUGUGUAUCCUAGUAUAUUUAAUGCAUGACAUCAGUAUAAUACAGCUUGUUGCAAUUGAGAUACCUCAUAAGGGUAUCCUUGUUACAAUCAGGGAAACUAGGGACUUUGAUUCCUGACAUUUUCUGAAAUGUGACAAAAUAUAUAUGCAAGCCCGGGUGCUGGGAUGCAAACUUUUCAAAAGUAGUCAAAGACACAGAAAAAGAACUAUCAAGAGAUUAUCAAAUGCAUAUUACUCAUACUAAGUGCACCUGUUUAAAAAAAAAUAAUUAUGUAACUUAAAUAGUGCUAUGCAUGGGCAUUCUCUCUCUCUCUCUCAAAAAAAAAAAAAAAAAAAAAAAUUAUACUUCAUGAUUCCAUUCUGCAAUCAAAUUUAGGAUAUUAUGGAUAGAAAUAUGCUUAAUUUACCUUAUCAGGAUGCAAAAGAAAAACACAGAAGAAUUAUAUAUAUUAGUUGCUAGUGCCUUUGACCCUCUCAGCAACAGAUAGAUGAAAGUGCCUAUGAGUUAAGACUGAAGUUUUAGGCAGGGCAAGGGAACAUUAUCUGCUCUGUAUGUAAUAUAUGUUGGGGCUGGUCAUUACAGUGUAUACAGAAUGCAUUUAAGUUUUGUUGUGCAUUAAAUUUUUUUUAAAUAUGACACAUGGUUGUCAGGCACAAAUCCACAUUUUCUGUGUUUUUUUUAAUAUGAAAUUGGACAUUGGAAGACAUUCACUUGAGGGAACCUCUUAGAGUUUAGAAUCUGCCUUUUGUUGUGGUUUAAAUUGGUUGUGCCAUAAUAUUCUACCUCAGUGAGGUCACUGUACAGCUCACUGUAGAGCAGAACAUGAGAGAACAUAGAAGUGUGAUACAUCUACAACAAAAUUAAUACACUUUAAGUACCCCAGAAUUAGCCUUUUUAAAGCACUUAGAACAAAUGCAACAAUACUACUGCCUCUGACCCUCAGAUAUGUAAUGCUCCCUUGCUAAGCACAAUCAACAGUCAAUUCAGUUUGUUUCUGUUUAUUAACCCAGUCCUUUUUUGAAAGAUCUGGGAGAGAUACAUUAAGAUAACAGCACAGGCUUCUCCACAGGGUACAAUUACACCUGAGUAAAAAAAAAAAAAAAAAAAAAAGAAAUCUGUCAUUUUGAAGUAUGUCCUCCUUUUUGUAGACAUUUCAUAUGUCAAAAAGUGGUAUUUACCACAUUGAAGGAAUGUUCUAGGUUCAAUACAAGUUAAGCUCAAUCAACAGCAUUUUUAGCAUAAUGUUGAUUACCACUCAAAUUUAUUUAAACUUGUCCCUUGAUUAUCUGAAAAAGCUAAAACCGCAGUGACAUUAAGGCACUUAAAAUAAAAGUGAAUGAAACCAGUCCAUAAACAAAAUAUUUAAAGUUUAAAAAGUAUAGCCACAAGGCAUUAACAUUAUACAUGGUUUUAGUAUGAUAACGUUUUCUCGAUCUUAUGUCAUUAUGGCAACAAAGUUGUGAUCUUGGACAUAACUUUAUACAGAUAAGGUUAGAAAGCCAUUCUAUCACACAAAAAUCAUGUUAAAGGAAUAGUUCACCCAAAAAUGAAAAUUCUCUCAUCAUUUACUCACCAUCAUGCCACAUCCCAGAUGUGUAUGACUUAAAAGCACA